This is a messenger RNA of Diaporthe batatas, 648 nucleotides long. RefSeq lists its product as uncharacterized. The record is from RefSeq and is a predicted model, not a curated record. The transcript is spliced from 2 exons. The coding region runs from base 1 to 648 and encodes 215 amino acids. NCBI's taxonomy places the organism in Eukaryota, Fungi, Ascomycota, Sordariomycetes, Diaporthales, Diaporthaceae.
AUGAGGUUCGCUUUCGUCAUCACAAUCUUGGUCGCCAGUGCUUCUGCAGCAAGCCUGCAACCCCGUCAAAGGGGUCGUGGCAAGGGCCGAAAGGGAAAGGGAGCUGGCGCUGCCGUCGGUGCAGGAGCCGCAGGAGGAGCUGCCGCCGGGGCCGCGACUGGGGCCGCGACUGGAUCCGCCGCAGGAGGGAACACGGCGGCUGCUGGAGCUGUCCAGAGGGGAGCGUCCACGCUGGUGUUCAAGGAAGACGGAGGUGUCCCUGGAAACGAGUGCCUCACCUUCCGCAACAACGGUGAAAUCGUCGAUGCGGCUUGCGUCAACGAGGCUGCCGACCGGCAAAUAACCCCGUCUACGCUCAACGGAGCCGACGUGCUCCUCGUGCAGCGGUCAUUCACCGCCGGCUUCCGGCCCGACCUGGUCGGUGUCCAGGCCUGCGUCGGCUUCAACGGUACGACCUUCCGUGCCGAGGACUGCGCCGCCAACGGCAUCGAGCUGGUCAGCUUCAACCAGGCCACGAGCCAGCUGGUUGCCACGGGUGGAGCGUGCCAGAGCGGGCAUGACGGCGCUGCUCAGCUUACUGUUGAUGAAACUGGCCAGAACUGUGCCACUCUCACCACGACCACUGUCACGCCCACAGCCCCUGAAUAA